AUGGAUUCAAGCAUACUUGAUUAUGCUAGAUUUUAUCACGAAUUUAAACUGAAAAACCCAAACCUAAAUGUAGAAAUAGAAGCCGAAUACCUCAAGUUACAAGACACUUACCGCACUAAUGCAAAUGUUGCCGCUUCAGCUUAUUAUAGUAAUUUGGAUUUGGUACCUGGCAAUAUUUAUAUUUCUCUUUAUUUAAGCUUUGGUGGUGGCUUAUUAAAACGUGUAUCAUAUGACCAUCCAUUUGAACCAAACACAAAAGAAGUAUUAAAAAGAGAUAAAGUAUUGGAUGAUGAGUGGAAAAAACGUUUAAGGAAAGCUAAAUAUCAUUUACAAAUUCAUGAGGAUAUCACUCAUUUGGAAAUGAUUCGUAAAUCCUAUCAGGUUUCAUUUGCAAUGUUUGGAGUUAAUGAGUCCGUCUACCCGUGCCUAGCUAGAAGUAACGAUAAUGAUCAUGUAAUGGAGGAUGUUUCUUCAAGGACAAGGACAAGUGGUAACAUGGUUCUUCGUCGCAUAUCAGCAUCACCAAGUUUUGAAAGAAAGAAAAUAUCGAAAAAGACGAAAUACAAUGAAUUAGUGAAUUUGAUACGACAAUGGAUAUUAGCAAAGGCCGAUCCUAUUCAGAGUUAUAACGCUGAAGUAGAUAAGGAAAAGGAAAAAGUUUUAGCAACAAACGAGCUCAAAGAAAUGUUUGGAAACCUUGAUAUUAUUGAAGAGGAUGAAUGGGAACAUGAUGUUUAUGGAGAAGGCGUGUAUGAAAUUGAUGAAGAUAGUGCAGCAGAAGAAGCUGUGGGCAGUGCUAUCGGUAUGGAUUCAAUGAAAUUGAUGGGUCAGGCAAUCAAACUUGAAGCCGAAGCAGAAUAUCAGACGAGAAAAGCGCAGGAACAGGCUCAAGAAUAUGGAGAUAAUGCUUAUCAAUCGGUUAAAGGAACAUUUGCUAAAUUCACUGGAGGGCAAAAUGAAAAUGAUGAAGAAGCCAAUAAAAAAUAA
This is a messenger RNA of Funneliformis mosseae, 987 nucleotides long. The record is from the annotation of a GenBank genome assembly. NCBI's taxonomy places the organism in Eukaryota, Fungi, Glomeromycota, Glomeromycetes, Glomerales, Glomeraceae.